Salmo salar (Atlantic salmon) is the source of this 4232-nucleotide messenger RNA. Its product is annotated as aerolysin-like protein. NCBI's taxonomy places the organism in Eukaryota, Metazoa, Chordata, Actinopteri, Salmoniformes, Salmonidae. The record is from RefSeq and is a predicted model, not a curated record.
AUGUCACCAAAUUACUAAUCUUGCCAUAUGAGGAAUAUUUGAAAGCUAUGUUAAUAUUUUGACCAACAAAUGAACAAAACCUUUCACCAACAAAUGAACAAAACUUUCAGGUAACAAAUGCGUACUAUAUUCUGAAACAGUUGCUUAAUCAGUUAUAAAGUCUAGUUAAACAAUCAUGGUAUGGGUUUGUUGUCCCCCACGAAGAAAUUGGGGAGGGGACUACGGAUCAGUCUGUCCGUUCGUUCAUAUGUUUGUUUGUAAGUUAGUAAAACAUGAUAUCUCAGACAGCACUAGUAAGAUUUUGACAAAGCUUGGGUGAAUGAUUCGUCUUGCCGUACAGAUUUGGCAUUUACAAAAUGACACUAAUUGGCCCAAGACAGGAGCUAUGGUAAUUAACUGCAAUUUGUUGGUCACACGCGAUAUGUCAAUUGGCCCAAGAGGGGGUACUGCAUCAUUCGUGGGGGACGACAUGUUUACUGUUGCCUUGUUUUCACAUGGUACCCUCCUAUUGUUCUGUUUUGAAUUCAAAAGUAUUAUGUUAGUAUGAUGUUUAAUGUGAGGUGAGUAGACUGUUGAGUGUAGUACUUUACAUCAAGCUGUCUCUUCAUCUUGAAUACACUGAUUGACACAUCUAGCAUUGGAUACAGAAAUGUCAGGUCCCAAAUUAUUGAACUGCAGGGAAAUGUGAACUGAGACAGGAAGUUCUUCAUGCCAGCAAUUUUGCUCCGUUAAAGCUGCAGUAGGUAAGUCUGCAGACAGCAGACUCUCUCACACACUCUCGUUCGCUUUCUGUGCCCUCUGCCUGCAGACAUAAUUGUUAAUAAAUCCCAAAUAAUGAAGUUGAUAUAAUUCAUCAUGUAUAUUUAUCUGUUUAAAUCAAAUUAUUUGUGCACAUUAGUCAGGUACAUCCUCAGAAGGGACACGAUUGGCUGGAAUUAUAUUUCAGAGUGAUUGCAGAGCGAGGGGCAGUCAAAGAAGCUGGAUCUUCUCUCAGGAUAUUUUACAUACUGAUAGCUGAUGAUGUGUGAAGACAACCUCACAGAAUUGUUAAAAAUAAAUAUGACCUAAUGCAGCUUUAACAUGAAAGCUUACUUAAAUUAGAGAAUCUACAUCCUUCUUUGAAACUGAGGCAUGCAAAAGCCUUGUAUGUUAGUAAAACUCAUCAUGCUAAGUGAACAUUUUUUUUUUUAACUAAUGUUGAUUUUAUUACUAAUUAACUGCACAUUUCAGGGAACAAACGGUACCUAAAUGAUUAAACAGUUGAUUUAUUGGUCAUCAUUUGUAGUUCAUCAGUAUAUAUGACAUAAUGUUUUGUAUUCACAUUGUUCACUUUGGCCUGCUAUUGUUUUUGUUUUCACAUGGUGGACGUUGGCCUGCUCUGCUGAUCCUGUGUAAUAUGUUUUCAGAUAUUCAAAAGCAGAAACUUUUUUUGGAGAGGUUACUUGACGCACGCGCACACACACGCACUCAACAUGGCAACCACACUGGAACUAAUAGGUGGUCAAGGAGGCAGUUCAUUUGAAUUCCACGGCAUGAACAACGGUGCCACCCUCAAGAAGAUCGGAGUGGCGGUGGGAGGCUCGCAGGUCAAAGCUGUGCGGGUGGAGCUUACCGACGGGAAAGUAGCGACUUUUGGAGAUGCAAACACUUUCAAUGAGUUUGAGUUCAAACUCGGCGAGCGCAUCACAAAGCUGUCGCUGUGGGGUAACGGCGCCGGCACACGUCUGGGUGCCAUCAAGUUCACGACGAGUGAGAACCGUCAGUUCUUCGAAAAAAUGACCAGCUGGGGACUGAAGACUGAGUACACCAUAGAUGUGGGGUCCGGAAUCUGCCUGGGGCUGCAGGGCAGGUAUGGCUCGGACAUCGACUGCAUGGGCUUCCUCUUCAUCAACACCAUCAAGUCGUCCGUGCUGACCGACAUGACGUAUCCCACCCUGUCCCUCUUCAAACCCCAGGUGAGCCCAGAAUAUGUGAAAUCUGUGUCUCACCACAACGACACCUCCUUGGUUCAAGAAGAGUCCAUUACAUACAGCAAGACACUGACCAAAACUUCCUCCUGGUCAGUCAGCAACAAGAUAGAAUCCACCUUGAAUGUGUCAGUCAAAGCGGGGAUCCCAGAUCUGGUCGAGGUGACAUCAGGGUUCAGCUUGACCGUGGGAGUGGAACAUUCCACCAGCCUGGAGAAGACAGAGACCAUAACAGAAGCGGAUACCAUCAACCUGAAGAUCCCGCCAGGGAAGACCAUGGAUGUUGAGAUCACAGUGGGGAGAGCAAAUAUCGACCUCGACUACGAGGCCAAAGUGAAAGUCACCUGCAUGAAUGGCAGUCAGCUGGUCUUCCCAUCCAACGGCACCUACACUGGUGUGACUUACACUUCAGCGAGGGUAUCCACAAAGGAGAGAUGAGACAAGUAUGACUUCAUGAAUAAUAAGCACAGUGAUAGAAUGACUAACACCAUGACUAAUUCUUUGUGUGCCUUUUCUGUUAUUAUGAUCUUCUUUGAGUGAAUCUAAUUGAACCAUGUUGACUCAGCUCUUUAUUUCUGUCUCAGCAGAGGGUAUAACAACAGGUGGGUUAUUCCUACAAUCUGGUGCCUUUUAUGUCCAAUGACAUGUUAACACAUAUUUUGUGUGAAUUAUUGAACAACAUUCACUACAAAAUGUUUUCUUAUACGCUUAGACCCCAUUUACCAUAAAAAACAAUGUUACGUAACUAUAAUACAUUUCAUUUAUAAUAAACCAUUUGUCUUGUGUGUCAGUAACCUUUCGCCAUAUCCCCAGUUAAGUUUAUUCAACUUCCAUUGGAUAUACUAUUCAUAAAAUUCACAAAUAUUGUAAUUAUCAUUACAUUGAGUUGUUCUCUUUCUAACUAAUUGUUAAUCAUGAUUAAUGUAUUAUUUAAUAUAAGAAUAAUCUAAUGUGUUUGUUAGCACACACGCAGUCACUAACACACACACAUAGUUUUCUUCUCUGGUUGCACAUUUAACAUGCUGGUAGAAAUGAGGUAAAAUGGAUUUAAGUUUUCCUGCAUUGAAGUCCCCGGCCACUAGGCGCGCCGCCUCUGGAUGAACAUUUUCCUGAUAACUUAUGGCCUUACACAGCUCAUUGAGUGCGUGUUAGUGCCAGCAUCGGUUUGUGGUGGUAAAUAGACAGCUACUGAGAAUAUAGACUAAAAACUAUCUUCAGCCUGACAGUAGAGAAAAUAUAUUAUCAUUAUAAAAGGGUAAAGGGCUAUAUUUCACAUACUUCCUACACAUUACAGAUCAAAUAUAUUUUUUUGUCCAUUGACAGUUCACCUACGGAAAUAAUUUGGCAGGACAUUAAUCCUAUUGCAUAGAAUUGUUCAUCUGUGUGCUUUUUCCUCAGAGAGGUAAGGAUAAGGGGACUUAUUAGUCAGUUGUACAACUUAAUGCAUUCAACUGAAAUGUGUCUACUGCAUUUACCCCAACCCCUCUUAAUCAGAGAGGUGCGGGGGGCUGCCAUAACCAACCUCCACAUCUUCAGCACCCAGGGAACAGUGGGUUAACUGCCUUGCUCAGGGACAGAACAACAGAUUUUGAACUUGUCAGCUCAUGGAUUCAAACUUGCAACCUUUCAGUUACUAGCCAAACGCUCUAACCACUAGGCUACCUGCCGCCCCAAAUGAUAGUACUGUAGUAGCCGACUCCCUGCUGACCUAAAACAAAGAACCCUUUCAUUUAGAAUAUGUUGCAUCGUUGCUUUGGUUUUACAUCAAUUUAUUCACUCAUAGUGUUUCUACUUAGUGGAUGUAACUAGACCACCACUAGAUGGUGGUGUCACACUUCAUAGGUCUUUCAUAGCCCAUAUUAUGUGUAGCCUAUUUGUAUGUAGGUUAUAUCCUCUUGUAGCUGCACUUAAAUUACAUUUUACUCAUGCUUUUCCUUUCAUCUAUGUUUCAUUGAAAAUCGUUGUCACAGAGCUGAUCUCUAAUGUUAACAAGGUCCAAUGAGUCACUGAUUAUAACUGUUUACAGUGGAAGACCUAUGAUAAUUGUAGCAAAGUUCUCUGCUCUUUCGAUUGUUGUUCACCCGUGAAAAGGAAAAUAAAUGUAUGAGACAUGCUAAUUAAUUUAGUUUAGUUUUGCAUAAAACCUUUUGUUUACAGCUCUACUCUUUCCAUUCAUGCAUUUGUUGAUUAAAAGUAUAAAUACAAAGUGAUCAUAUUUAUGAAUUAACACUAAAGUUAAGCUAAAUAAACUAAAUACUAACUUUG